Messenger RNA from Cariama cristata (Red-legged seriema), 801 nucleotides. RefSeq names its product basic transcription factor 3 (gene BTF3). Lineage: Eukaryota; Metazoa; Chordata; Aves; Cariamiformes; Cariamidae. The transcript has 5 exons. Gene Ontology annotation, cellular component: nascent polypeptide-associated complex; cytosol. The coding region runs from base 1 to 489 and encodes 162 amino acids. The record is from RefSeq and is a predicted model, not a curated record.
AUGAAAGAAACAAUCAUGAACCAAGAGAAGCUCGCCAAGCUGCAGGCCCAAGUGCGCAUCGGUGGCAAGGGUACUGCCCGCAGAAAGAAGAAGGUUGUCCACAGAACAGCUACAGCAGAUGACAAGAAACUUCAGUUUUCAUUGAAGAAACUGGGGGUCAACAAUAUUUCUGGAAUUGAAGAGGUAAACAUGUUUACCAACCAAGGAACAGUCAUUCACUUCAAUAACCCUAAAGUUCAGGCAUCUCUGGCUGCUAACACUUUCACUAUCACUGGCCAUGCUGAGACAAAGCAGCUGACAGAAAUGCUUCCUAGCAUCUUAAACCAGCUCGGAGCUGACAGUCUGACCAGCCUGAGGAGAUUGGCAGAAGCCUUACCCAAGCAACCUGUGGAUGGAAAAGCACCACUUGCUACUGGUGAAGAUGAUGAUGAUGAAGUUCCAGAUCUUGUUGAAAACUUCGAUGAAGCUUCAAAGAAUGAGGCAAACUGAACUAAGUGUUACUUUCUGAAUAAAGUUGAAACUUGAAAAAGCUACAUGGAGCUGCUAUUUUAUAUUUUGACAGCUUUUAUUUUAUUUCCUAAUGAGAUCUCAGGAUCUAUGAUAUUUGGAAAGUCCUUGAACCUGCAGCUCUUUAGUUACUGCUUGUACACAAUAUUAUUUUUGUGGCCUGAUUGAAAAAAAUCUAUGCUUUGAAAUAAGUCAGAUUGCUAAUGAAUCUCUGCCUAGACACCAUUUUUGAGUAACUUGUAUACAAGCAACACCCCAUCUUUAAUGAAUUUUGACAUACAAUAAAAAUAUAAA